GCUUCAUACACAAACACGCUCAAUGUAAACCAUUGGAAUGUUUUUAGAGAAGACAUCUGUUCUAUCUAGUUGAACCUAAAUCUCUGUCGUUAUUUUCCGUUUUACCAACAGCGCAGAUGUAUUAAUAUCACGAGCCACCCAUAGCCGGCUUAAUGAUGUAGUGAGUUAAUGCUCAUAGCCAACGGAAAAGAUGGGGAUGUUUUUUUUUUAGUUCAGAUUGUGUGUUUUACUCUCUUACUCUCGAUGCUACGCACUGACUCACCAUCGAAGAUUCUCUGUUUACCCACCAAUACUGUCUAUCUUUUGCUUGAACACGCAUUGUGACACAUACAAACGCUCCCGGUGCAAUUACAACGAAUGCAGCAGUAUUUGAAAGGCGAUUGAGUUGCGUACUACUACAUUAAAUCAUCUCGAUUAUACAAAUCAUACCGCAGAACCGUCAUAGUGUUAGUCUUUGAAGGGUCGCAAUCGUAUCGUCGCCUUUCAUUCAUUCGGAACCCGUAGAUCGCGGAUAGAUAGGCAGAUCGUUUAUUUCUGUCGCUGACAGCGGUCAUAUGUGCGCGCUAUAGUGUAAAAUAAUACGAAUUAAUUUCUUGCUUGCUCUGUGUACCGUUCAUCUGAUGUGCGAAAAUGUGAUUCAUAUUUCAAUUCCUGUGUGAAAUGAAAUUAUGCUUAAAAAAUUGUGUUUUAAAAGAAGUUGUUGUGGUGUUGUGAAUCAUAAGUGUUCCCCACACCUGCAUUAAGCAAUUUUAUUAGUGUUUCUGAUAAGAGCGCUCAACCAUUAUCUGUGUUAUCACUUAAUGAGUUAAAAACUGGUGCCAGCUCGCGAAUUGAAUUCAAUUUGUUAGCACUCAGGUUCCUCUAAACGAAAUCCUACGCUGUUUGUGUGAAAAUUUGCUGUGUAUUUGUUACUUCAGUCGAUGCGGAGUAUUCUUAGCCAAUUUGGAAUGGCUUGUAAGAAUGGCUAGAAGAAGCAAAACAAUCAAUUUAUAAUGCUGUAAAUAAUUUGUGCAAAAGUUCUAUCCUCGAUUGAUACUACAAUUGUCUUGCAUCGAUGGAGAAUAAAAAAGAUAUGAGCAAUGAGAAACAUAGAUCAACAGCAGGACAUCCAGCAGAUACUUCGCAACCAUUGCAACCGUUCCCUUCGCCAAGAUCGCGGUCUCAUCCCGUAAUUUGUGACGUGACGCGCCUUGAAACUAUCCGCGAGCGUAAUAGCGUCUACAGCGAGGAUGGCGAGUUCAUUGACUUGCCUCUCCCACCCGUUCCAAAUGGUUGUAAUAUUGCAAGGGCAGAAGUUUCGGCGGUGGAUAGUGAACAUGACAGUCACAGGAAGAAUUCCGACAUUGCAUCGGAAGCAGCUGCAUAUUUGCAAUCACGGCUGCGCGAUUUUGAAGAAGCAGACGUUGCGACAAGCAGCGUCGAGGGCAUUAAAAAAUCAAUACGAUCACCUGCCAUCGAUUGCGAUUCGGAUGUCGGUUGUGCUAGUGAUUUGACAAAAAUAAACAAAACACAAUUGUUUCUAGUGGAAGAAGAUGUAAAGUCAAUCGAUAGCAGCACAGCCUCAAAUACAUUGCACAAAAGCUCAUGGAGUGUUGCUUCCAUUGGUUCAACCGGUGGCGAAUAUUCAAACGGAGAUUACAGGCCUGGCUGUUGCUCCGAAAGCAAUGAAAGUGACGAAGGUGACCAACCAGAGGAAGAUGACUACGGCGAACAUUCAUCUGGAUAUCGGGAUAGAUCUCCAUUCCUUCGUUCAAUUUCCCUAUCACCGGUAGAACGUCGCUUUCGUAAACUGUCCACUACUCGCGAGCGUCGACGUCGUGCUAGCCAGUCUAGCUCUGGCCAGUCCCGAGCCGUUGAUGGCUGGAAACGCCAACAAUCAUUACCGUAUGCUGAUCAUGAAGCAGAAGAUUCAACUUGCUGUGAUGAUGAUUUUACUUGGGUGUAUUCUCAUGACCGCCCAGAAGCACCGAAAGCAUCUGUUGAGUCUGAUCGACGAUCUAUUUCGCAAACAACAGCAACCCGAUCGGUUCCACGUGAUCAACGCAGCCUAGAAAUGUCACAUCAAAAAAAGCAACAGUCUCAGUCGAGCGGAUCUACUACAAUUGGCGUAGGUGAAGUUGUUCCUAGUGGAAAACCACCCAGACCUUCACGAGAAGCAGGCAGUUUAGAUCGACGAAGGAACUUAAGCUCAAGUCGUCACGAGCGAGAUGGUAAAAGUCGCAGUACACAUUCACUCAAAGAAAAAUCAUCCUCGUCUGAGCUUCACAAACAUGAUUCUAUGUCGAGCAAUCUUAGCUUAAAUUCCAAAGAUCAUCUUUAUGAUUCAGGUAGCUUUAAUAACUACAACAGUAGCGGGAGUGGCAGUCAACAUCAACACCAUUCUUGUCCACCACAUCAGCACAACUCUCGGCUAAGUCCUGGCAUUUGGGAGCCGCCUCCACCACCUCCUUUGUCUCCAUGGGAUCCACAUUACUACUGGGGCUAUCCACACCAUCAUUCCCAUCAUCAAAGCAGAGAGGAGUUAAGGUUGAUCGACUAUCAUCGUCGACAGCAGGAACUGUAUCAACAUGGAAGUAACAGUGCCUUAGGUAGUACACAAGAUUUAUCUUGCUCUAGCGGCUGCUGCAGUCGGAACUACUAUCAUUAUCCACCAGUGCCACCAUGCUGUUCAAUGGAUCAUCGACCACAAUGGAGCAACGAUGUUCAGCGCCAAGAUACGGAUGAACGGCUACGACGUCUACAAAAGGAUAAAGAAUCCCUUGCUCUGCAGGUUAAAACGCUUACAGAGCAAGUGCAAUCGCAAUCGACCAAACUCAGUGAAUUAGAAAACAUGAUAAAAGAGAAGAAUCAGCUACUGUCUAACGCGGAAGAUCUUCUCCAGCGAGUAAGCGUAUUUGCAAAAACAGUUGGCAUCCAGAUUGACAAACAAAAAGAAAUGCUUUCGCGAUCUUCUCUUGAAACUCAGAAAUUAGAGCUUAUGUCAGCAAUGAGUGAGCUGAAACUCCAACAGGCUGCUCUAGAAAGAGAAAAUCUGGAACUGCGUACAAAUUUUGUAACAAACACCGUAGGAUCAGCAGGAUUGAUAAAUGGAGGUCUUACUAAUGGGAAUGGAAGCGGAGCCACGAUAACAAAUGUGCUUAAUAACAAUAGCAUUACGUCUAGUUUACUCAGAAGACCUCAGAUUAUUACGAACACUAGAAUGGUAGGCAUGUCACCCUCAGCGCCAGGUGCAUCGCUGAUCUCAUCUCCAAUACAUCAUGGCAGCCACGGAAGCUUACCGCAAACAGCAAUAAGUCCUAUAACUCCGAAGACCCCACCUGCAUCUUAUCGGCAACGUAUCGAUGUUCAUUACAGUAGUCUUCCACGGCAAGCUUUUGCUACCACAUUAUCGACAGUUAGCACAUCCAGCGGCUCUUCGACAACCACCGAUAGUAACGCCAACCCCAAACGAAUCGUAGCUUUUGCUACGGCGCUACAACAACGUGCUGAAUCCAAUCUAAAAAAUAUGAAAACUGCAUCAGCAUCUGCACAAGAGCUUGCAUUCGAUUCUGCAACCACUGACCAUGGUGAUGUAGCUAGAACGAAAAGUGAAGUACAUCGUUUAGAUAAUGAGCUCCGGCAGCAAGAACGCGCAAACACUGAACCUCCAUCGCCAACGUUAUUAGAUGACGAAGCAAGAGCAUCAUGCAUUGUCGAUGAAAGUACACCGAAUACAACCAUGACGAACUGCGACAUGGCAGCGACAUCCGAUACACUUCAACGAUUAAAAUUGCCGCGUUAUGAUUCAAAGCCCGUUGCAAGACCAAAACUCGGCGAAAUCGAUAAACUACGAGGAUUUUCUGUACCAAAUCUAGCUGAAACAGAAAAUCGCGACACCGGGAACUCGGACCAAACUGAAGGUGUUACUCCCGCCCGAAGCUUUACUCCCCAACCAUCACCAUCACCGUCAAUGAGCAACAAAUUGAAAAAUAUUUUUGGCAAGAUCAAACGCAGCAAUAGUGGAACCUUGGAUGAUAUGACGUCUUCUGACGGAGAAUUUAAACGCGGAGGAGUUCGUGCUACAGCUGGCGCACGUCUAGGAUGGAGUGGAAUGUCUCAGUAUCGCAAGCCCGACAAACCGUUUCACGAAUGGGACUUAGAUGCAGUCUGCCUAUGGUUUGAUCAUCUUGGCUUAAGCAUGUAUGAAGAGGAACUACGAAGAUGGUUAAAGUUGAGCUCGCUACCCGGAAGUGAAUUGAUGAAAGCAUCUCCAGUAGAUUUCGAAAAAGAGUUACCUUUGCGGAACCCGUUGCAUCGGAAGAAGAUAGUGCUAGCUAUUGCCGACAUCUCGGGAACAGCGAACGAUGAUGAGCUGUUUAAGUGCGCUGGAAAGCUGGAUACUUCAUGGGUCCAGCGAUGGUUAGAUGAUGUUGGCAUGCCCCAAUAUAAGGACACAUUCAUAGCAGCGCGAAUGGAUGGUCGAAUGUUGCAUAAAUUAACGAUGGACGAUUUGGUUCAUUUGCAAAUGUCGUCUUGCCUACAUGUGGCAAGCAUUCGACGCGGCAUACAGCUUAUGCGUAGUGAAAAAUGGAAUCCGGACUGUCUUAUCCGUCGGCCAUUGCAAGUCGAUUUGAAUGCCAAAGACGAUGUCAGAUUGUGGACUUCUCAAAGAGUUCACGAAUGGCUUCGUGCGGUUGAUUUAGCAGAAUAUGCUCCAAAUUUACGUGGCUCUGGCGUACAUGGUGCGCUUAUGAUAUUUGAAGUUAAGUUCACGGCCGAGCUUUUCGCCGAUUUGCUGAACAUACCCUCAAGCAAAACGUUAUUACGUCGUCAUUUGGCAACUCAUUUCAAAGAUCUUCUUGGACGCGAUAUCAUACAAGUAAAACGAGAAGCUGAAAACACUCUUGGAUUCCAACCGUUAACCAUUUCCGCUAAAAUAAAGACACCGAAAAAGUCUCAAUUCUCCUUGAAACGUAAAAAAAGCAACAAAGGUGGUCAACUAGGUGGAGAAGAAUGGAGCGAUUAUGUGUGUCCAAUGGGUGGCUCAGGUCAGGAACAUUUAGCGCCAGCAACUUCUAUGGCUUAUGCUUCAACUAGCACCAAUCCAGGCGGCAACAAUCCAAGUGCUGCUUCUGCCUUUACUUCAAACGCUUCUUCUGCUAACACUAAUAUUGUCACUACCAUUGGCAUGAUGAAGGAUCUCUCAACGGUACCAACUGCUUGUCCCGACAACACACCCAGCAUCACCACCAGCACAACUACUUCCGGAGUCGGGUCGGAGCAUGCUUCACUUCAUCGUCAGCCGUCGAGUAGCAGUUCACAAUUUAUGACUACGCCGUCAUUGAUAAAUAAUGCCAUUGCGAAUGGUGGAGGAGGAGGCAGCGAUUCACCAAUAUCGGUACGCAGUUCCACUACUUCAACUUCCUAGCAGAGGCUGUUUUCCUGUUCCGUGUCGUCAACCACUUCCUCACCUGUGCUCAGCAGUUUGUUAACGAACAACAACCGUUCUUUAACGGCAGAUAACGACAAUAAUCCAACAUGCGCCAGCUUUACCGGUAACGUUAUUGCAUCCUUCUCUCCAGUUAAGGAUGUUUAUAACAUUAGCUCGGUCAACCAUUCUACUUACUCUUCUUCAUCGUCGCUGGUAUCUAAUAACUCCUCGAAAAAACAACAAUCGACUACAGUGACACUAAUCGGAAGAAAGUUGGCAGAAGUCAUCUCGCCGUCAAAUGUUUCUAUUAAACAGGUAAAUGAAAACUCUGCAGAAAACGAUGCAUCCAACAUUCCGGUGCAGCGUUCGUCCUCGUUCAAUUCCGCGUGUACGGUGCCAUUGAGCAUAAGCAAAACAGUGCAGGUGAAAAAUUCAGCUUCGUUUAGCAAUUGUUCGCUUCUGGCAAAAGUGGCCAAAAGGAGCUCUGUCUUGACAACUCUAACCACGAACCCGUUACUUAAAUUUACUUCUAACUCGGCUACCAAUCUUUUGAAGCAUCAAACCACAAAUGUAUCCUCUAGUUCGGCAAAUUCGAUUUCAUACCAAAGCAAUAUAACGGAAACACUUGCAAACGCUGGAAGUAAUAAUCACACCCAAACUGUGCGAACUAAAUCUGCUGCUGGUGGUAGUCUUUCAUCCUCCACUGGCCAACUACCUUCACCAUCGAUGACUUCUAUUUCAUCCAGCACAUCAACUGUGGCGAAUGGGCCAACCAGUAGCAUAAGUAGCAGUCCCAUUGCACUUAAUCAAUCGACUAGUACGACGGCUCUUUCAUUGGCUCAAUUCAAAAAUAAUAGUAUCGUUGAUUAUUAUGUUUAAACAGCACGUACAUAGCUAUUUGGCGUAAUCUAAAUGCUCGAAAUAGUAAUUUUCUUUCAUGAAAGCAAACCUGUAUCUAAAUUGAUGUACCUAAUCCACUCCACGGUUUAUUGAAAUUUUAUAUGAAAGAAUUUGCAUUUGCAUUUGCACAAUGGGUUGGAUAUUUUGAUAAAAUAUUAAACAUGUUAAGAAUGGAGCAAUGAUAAUUGUGGAACAUUAAACUUAAAUGUAGCAAGUUUAGACGAAUCAUUUAAAUAACACACGCUGCGACGAUGUCACAAUGUAUAACUCUAUCCACGGCAUUAAACUAUAAUAUGAGGCUUUCAGAAAACCAUAUUUGCAUUGAUUAGACUGCAGAGUUUUGUGCUGCAUGGAAGCAAGUGAAACUACUAUGGACCAAAUUUAUUGUAGACAGUCUCCGAUGAUGACCCGCGAUCAUUAUUUUGAAAAUUGUAGAUUAGAAAAAGACAUCGAAACCCUUAAGCGAGUUACUCACGUUUCUAAAAUGCUCUCGUCGUAUCAUACAUAUUCAACACAGGGUAAUGAAGUGGUUUCUGGUUUAUACAAUACUGUUACAUUUUUACGAUGAUAAGAAGAACGUGAAAUAGGAGAAACGAAAAGCUGUAGUUUGAAAACACGUUAAAAGAUACUAUUGAAUUCAGUGUACACUCUGGUUCUUUGACUACACCACAGUCAACUUAAAAUAAAGCAUGUUACACCCAGAUGAAAGCCAAAGACAAUAAUCAGCCCUUGCGAUGGGCAAAGAAAAGAAAAGAUCCAUGCGAUGCACAUAGAACAUAUCUUCAAGGGUCUGCACUAUUGUCUACCAUUGUUUGCUUAGCGGUUAGGCCGUUACAAGCCGAUCAAUAACGUUUUUGAUACCAUGUACUGCAGUAAAUCUUUCAUUGUAUUUGGAUUGACCAGAACCAUGUUUCUUUUUAUCAAUAAUCGUUUGAUUUUACAACAUAAUCUGAUAUUUUUGGAUCCACUAUUUUUAAUAUCACAUCAUUAUCAACGUGUCAUGCGUGUGUGGCAAAUAAACAAACCAAACAAGAUAGUUGUUACCAUUUUCAACAAAGUUUUUUCAAAAACAAAAACUAAUCAAUCAGUUCAUCUAUCACUUUACAAGUAGCUUGUUGUAUGACGGUAGACAACGCAGAAACUAUGUAGGUCAUUUUCGCGAUAAACAUUCGAUAAUAUAAUAUAUUUAAUGGAAUGAAAUAAAUAGUCAAUGGGAUUUCAUAGGUAAAAAUAUGAUUUUUCGAAGUUACAGUUUGUGUCAGCGAAGAAUAACAUGCAUUAAUAGUAGGAAAUUUUAGAUAAAACAUGUUUCGAUUCGACUAUUAUCGAAUUGGUAAAUUGAGAAAUUAUUACCUGACAAGAUUAAACGACACUUUUGAAGGGAUAAACAUUUACAUGAUUAAGUCCGAAGGGACAAAGAGACUGUGCUGAUACCGAUUGGAAACAGUUGAUCAAAAUUAUAAGUAAAAAUAUAUGUACGCGCACAGGUUGAUAACAUUGUACAAUUGAUUAAAUUAUGAAUGUUUCAUGCCUUGCGCAAAGCUGAGUGCAGAAUACAUUUGAAGUGACAGACAACUUACGUCUAUACUUAAAUUAAAUUUAUUUGGUUUUAAAAUGUUCAAUGCUCUAUGUUAAGUUGAAUAAAAACUACCCUGAUUACAUAAAAACAAUCAUGUGGAACAUAAAAACGAAAAUCCACCUACGAACUCAAUAUCGAACGAUAAAACAUAGAAACAAUGUGAGAGUUACGAAAAUGAUAAUAUUGCAAGUAAUAAUUAUAUAGUAACAUUGCAUACAAUCGAUACAUAAGCGUUACGCAUCCGUAGUUUGAGAGUUACAAGUGCAGUAACAUGAACCACCUAAACAACAGUUUAAUAGUGAACAUGCGAUGAGAAUAUGUGUUGUCGAUACAGCGCCAUAUCGCGAAUUGUUUUUGCAUGAAUUACAUGCUAAAAUGACAUGAAAUGUUAAUAAAGUGAUUUAUUGGAUACAUAACGAAA
Molecule: messenger RNA, 8310 nt
Organism: Anopheles funestus (African malaria mosquito)
Lineage: Eukaryota; Metazoa; Arthropoda; Insecta; Diptera; Culicidae
Gene: Liprin-beta
Product: liprin-beta-2
Exons: 11
Coding region: 1055-5407 (1450 amino acids)
Biological process (GO): neuromuscular junction development
Cellular component (GO): presynaptic active zone
Molecular function (GO): protein binding
Source: RefSeq, a predicted model, not a curated record